Molecule: messenger RNA, 1437 nt
Organism: Thermothielavioides terrestris NRRL 8126
Lineage: Eukaryota; Fungi; Ascomycota; Sordariomycetes; Sordariales; Chaetomiaceae
Exons: 2
Coding region: 234-1340 (368 amino acids)
Biological process (GO): L-serine catabolic process; L-threonine catabolic process
Molecular function (GO): L-serine ammonia-lyase activity; pyridoxal phosphate binding; threonine deaminase activity
Source: RefSeq, a predicted model, not a curated record
GGAUUGGAACCUAGUAUCCUGCUGAGUUGGGGACCUGAAAAGCGCUAUCAACCGGAUAUAUCAAGGGUCGGGGGCAACCUGGACGUCUUAUCUCCAUUGCCUCUCCGCGCCCUUUGGCUGACAGCAGCUCCAAGUGGCGGAAAUUCUACCCUUGAACCCAGCCGUCUUUCUUGAACGGAGUAUCACCAACUCUUGGCCACUCCUCAAGCAUCAACAACAACAACCCCAGCAUCAUGGGCUCCUUCAACCCUGAUCCACCCAAACCAUGGGUUGAGACGCCCCUCAUCUUCUCUCCGCCGCUCUCGCGGAAGGUAGGAUGCAACAUCUACCUGAAGCUUGAAAACACCCAGCCCUCGGGCUCGUUCAAGUCUCGCGGGAUCGGCCUCAUGAUGCUGAACGCGCUCUCCGCCGCCUCUUCUUCUUCUUCCUCCCCGUCCGCCGAAGUCCACUUCUACUGCUCCUCGGGCGGCAACGCGGGGCUCGCCUGCGCCACCACGGCCGCCGCGCUCCGCCGGCCCGCCACCAUCGUCGUGCCGACCUCGACCUCGGCCUUCAUGAUCGCCAAGCUGCGCGAGCUCGGCGCCCGCGUCGUCCAGACCGGCGCCAGCUGGGCCGAGGCCGACGCCCACCUGCGCGACGCCCUGCUGGCCCCCCCCGAGCCCGGCGUGCGCAAGGUCUACGUCCCGCCCUUCGACCACCCGGACGUCUGGGCCGGCGCGGCCACCCUCGUCGACGAGAUCGCCAGGGACGUGCUGGCCGGCCGGGUGGCGGCUGCGGAUGGGGAGGAUGGGCAGGGCGCCGCCGGCGUGGUGGAUGCCGUCGUGUGCAACGUCGGCGGCGGCGGGUUGCUGAACGGCGUGAUGGAGGGGUUGGAGCGGAACGCCAAGAUACUGGGCGGCGGUGUGGGGGGGAGGACCAAGGUGCUGGCGGUCGAGACCGUGGGUGCCGACAGCUUGAAUGCCAGUGUCCGGGCUGGCGAGCUGGUUACGCUGCCGGGCAUCACGUCGAUCGCGACGUCGUUGGGGGCGCGGCGGGUGUCGGAGAAGACGUGGGAGUGGGCGCAGCGGGCUGGGCCGGAGAACCUGAUCAGCGCGACCGUGACGGAUAAGGAGGCGGCGACGGCGUGUGUGAGGUUUCUGGACGAUGCGCGGAUAUUGAUCGAGGUGGCAUGCGGCGCGACGAUCGCGACGGCGUACAAUGGGGAUCUGAGGCGGUAUCUGGGCAAAGGGUUGACCGACGAAGAGUGGGCGCGCAGGAAUGUCGUGCUGGUGGUGUGUGGAGGGUCUAACACUAGCCUGGAGAUUCUCGAGAAGUACAAAAAGACGUACGGGAUAGAGUAGAAGGGGGGUUCGCUAGCGGUCGGCGUUACUUCUGUUUGUACUGGCUUCUAUUGCGCCUCGACCCGGAUUUGAUCUCUCGAAUAGACCAGUUCUGCGU